Molecule: messenger RNA, 2534 nt
Organism: Xenopus tropicalis (tropical clawed frog)
Lineage: Eukaryota; Metazoa; Chordata; Amphibia; Anura; Pipidae
Gene: polb
Product: polymerase (DNA directed), beta
Biological process (GO): DNA repair; DNA biosynthetic process; DNA metabolic process
Cellular component (GO): nucleus; cytoplasm
Molecular function (GO): DNA-directed DNA polymerase activity; DNA polymerase activity; DNA binding
Source: RefSeq, marked provisional
CGGUCUCGAUUACCUACCCAAGCUGCUGAGAGAAAGAGGCCGACAUGAGCAAAAGGAAAGCCCCGCAAGAGAGCCUCAAUGAAGGCAUCACCGACUUCCUCGUAGAGCUGGCUAAUUAUGAGAGGAAUGUCAAUAGAGCUAUUCACAAAUACAAUGCUUACAGGAAAGCGGCAUCUGUUAUUGCCAAAUAUCCCUCUAAGAUCAAGAGUGGGACAGAGGCCAAAAAGCUGGAUGGGGUUGGAGCCAAAAUUGCUGAGAAAAUAGAUGAGUUUCUAGCCACUGGAAAACUGCGCAAAUUAGAAAAGAUCCGGCAAGAUGACACCAGCUCCUCCAUUAAUUUUCUUACAAGGGUCACUGGAAUAGGACCGGCAGCUGCUAGGAAGUUGGUGGACGAAGGAAUUAAGACAUUAGAUGAUCUCAGAAAUAAUGAGCAUAAAUUGAAUCACCAUCAGAAGAUUGGAUUGAAAUACUUUGAUGAUUUUGAGAAACGGAUCCCGCGUAAGGAGAUGAUACAAAUGCAGGAAAAAGUUAUAGAUAGAAUAAAAAUCCUGGACCCUCAGUACAUCGCCACAGUGUGUGGAAGCUUCAGACGAGGUGCAGAGUCCAGUGGGGAUAUGGACGUUCUCCUGACUCACCCAGACUUCACUUCGGAAUCUGCCAAACAGCCACACCUUUUGCGUCAGGUCGUGCAAUGCCUGGAAGAAUGCGAGUUUAUCACAGACACGCUUGUAAAGGGAGACACAAAAUUUAUGGGUGUGUGCCAGCUGCCUUGUGAGGGGGACGAGGAGCAUCCACACCGGAGGUUGGAUAUCAGGCUGAUACCAAAGGACCAGUAUUACUGUGGGGUUCUCUAUUUUACCGGCAGUGACAUUUUCAACAAGAAUAUGCGUGCCCACGCCCUGGAGAAAGGCUUCACUCUGAAUGAAUACACCCUUCGCCCACUGGGAGUCACAGGUAUAGCCGGUGAGCCUCUUCCAAUAGACAGCGAGAAGGAUAUAUUUGACUAUAUCCAGUGGAAAUACCGGGAGCCGAAGGAUCGCAGCGAAUGAGAUUGACGUUGGGGGUUAUUUUCUUUUUAACCCAUAAGAUACCUGUUUGCCAGCAAGUCUACAGGUGCUUUGAAUAGGCCAUUUGCUAAAUACAGUGACGUACAAACUCUAAUGGAGGAGCAAAUCAUGUGAUACUAGGUGUGUGUGUGUGUUUGUGCUGUGGGUGUGAGUAGGUGCAGAGCUCUAUACCAGGCUACGCAACCAGUGCCCCUCUAGCUCUGCAGGAACUACAACUUCUAGAUUGGUUGGGGCCAUUGGGGGUGGUAGUUUCUAUAACAGAUUGAUUUUGUUUAUUUUUAUACCUGGUACUUAAAGGGUUAAUCUUAUAAGCUUUAGUUUUAUCUGCACCAUUUUUAAUUUGGAUUUUGGUAGAUGCCAUAUUAUGGGAUGUGUAAAAGUAAAAGAUAACCAUUCUGCCAUGAUGUUGGCAGCCCCCCCACUCCUCCUGUCGCUGUCAUUAUAGAAGGUGCUAUCAUCUUUAUUUUAGGUUAAAUAUUUUUAAGGAAUUGCAUGUCAACUCUUUUAUUUUAUUGUCCCCUAAAACUAUUUUUUUUAGCAUUUGUAUUGCUGUUACAUUUAUUUAAAUUGAUAUUUUGUGUUGUUAUGAAAGCAUAUCAUCAGAAUAUUACAGAGGCACGUGUUUUAUGGUCUCUCUGUGUAGACACAUACAGCCCACGGCCCUUUAGAUGGAAGUUCUGGCUUAAGUAACCCAAUUAGACAGAUAUAAAGAGAAUAAGACAUGUUUCCUUGCAACUGCUCAUUAUUAUUUAUUGCCCCACUGGGCCCACAGUAUAGGCUAGAUCUGGUCUGAAAAGCAAAGCCAACUCCCAAAAGCUGCCCAUACACAGUCUGAUAAAAGCUGCCAACUCGGCCCCUUGAGACCAAGUCAGGUGGCUUAUUGGCCCAAGUAUGGAGGCCCCCAGCAGGCCAUGCCAUUUACAGCCAGAUAACAAUUGCGCAGGUUUGCAUAUCUUUUAAGACAAAGACUUUGUCGGUGCAUUAAUGCUGUCUUUUCCUGAUGGUUUACACUGGCUGUGCUUGGUAAGAUCGUGUAAUUCUGAUUUGGCCCACCGGCUUGGUAAAGAUCUUACCAUGUGUGCCCUGCUUAGUCUAUGUGGGAAGCCACUGAAACCAGUCAUAUACAGCUGAUAAGCAGGCGUAGGUUGCAGGGCCUAUAGGUGGGCUGCAUGAGAAGCCCCUUUAUAGCACAGUUACUUCUCUUGGGGUUCCCAGAUGUUGGACUGCUAAUUAACGGUUAAAGCGUGCUGGGAGCUGUAGUCCAACAACUUGAAAUAUGGAACCAAGGUAAAGCUGGGCCUUAAAGAAUGAGGGGCUUUUGUGAUUGAGCAGUUAACGUUUUACUCCCCCCCCAACAACCUUUGUUUACAAGUAAUGAGAUGUUGCAGUAUUGGGGGGCUAUGAAAAGAAUGUAAUCAUGUGCAUUAAGCUGGACUGCUUAAUAAAUAUUAGAUGUGAUAUUGCAAA